ACCGGAUGUUUUUGCUUCCACGUGAGAGAGCAGCUGAUCGUCCUUGUGCUUUUGAUUUCAACCGGGAAGUGCCGCAGAAAACACGGUGUGUUUAUGGCUUUACGUGGUUAGAGAUGACUUUGGUAGUGUAAAGUUGGCCAUGAUCAAUAGACAUGAAUCAUGCGGUAUGGUCCUUUGCGUGCUUGUAUCUGUUAGAGGCUCUUUUUCUCGACGGCGCGUCUGCGGGAGCUGAGACCUUUUCUCUGAACGGGAAAUGGAAGCUGCUGAACUCGAACUCGUCUGUUUCUGUCAGCGCCGAGGUCCCGGGCUGUGUUCAUACUGCUCUGCAGCGCCAGGGCUUCAUCUCGGAUCCAUAUUAUAGGUUUAAUGACCUGGCCUACAGAUGGAUUUCACUUGACAACUGGACCUACACUACAUCAUUCUCAGUGCCUACUCAUGCUAGAGGGAAAGGGAAAGCCGUCCUGGUGUUUGAAGGAGUCGACACAAUCUCUACCGUUUCCCUCAAUGGAGUCAUCAUCGGAAAGACAGACAAUAUGUUUCGCAGAUAUGAUUUUGAAGUUACUGGGUUGCUCAAGGAUCAAGAGAAUGUUCUCCAGGUGUGGAUUAUGUCGGCGGUGACGUACGCGUCUCAGAGGAGUCGUGCCCACACUGAGUACAGAGUCCCACCUGACUGUCCUCCUCCUGUACAGAAAGGAGAGUGUCAUGUUAACUUUAUCCGAAAGGCUCAGAGCUCGUUCAGCUGGGACUGGGGUCCAUCUUUCCCAACUCUGGGCAUCUGGAAGGGAGUUCGGCUAGAAGUCUUCAACACUUUAAGGGUUCUAAGUUUUACCACAGUUCCAAAAUAUGACUCUGGAAAUUCAAGCUGGAAUGUUGAAGUGGAGUUGUUCUUCGAUGUUGUUGUUGCAUCGAAGGCUCUCGUCCUCAUGUCCAUACCAUUAUUACAUUCAGAGGAGUUUCAUCUGUCUCUUACACCUGGACAGAGCAGGAAGUCCUUUGUCUUGCAGAUCAACCAGAGUGUGAGUUUGUGGUGGCCGUUUGGACACGGAGAGCAGCCUCUCUAUGAGCUGGAGAUACAAAUCAACAUGGAGGGUGGAGAGACAUUUAAUGCGCAGCGAAAGGUUGCUUUCCGCACAGUGGAGUUGAUCCAGGAGCCCAUACCCUCCUCCCCCGGCCUCAGCUUCUACUUCCGGAUUAAUGGGAAACCAAUUUUCCUGAAAGGUUCGAACUGGAUUCCUGUUCAUGCCUUUCAGGACCAGGUUACCACUGACAUGAUCACCGUCCUGCUCCGGUCUGCUCAGAAGGCCAACAUGAACGCUUUGAGAGUGUGGGGUGGUGGCGUUUAUGAGCAGGACCUCUUCUACAGCCUGUGUGACAUGUAUGGAAUCAUGUCGAUUUGUUUGCUCUUUUGUCAGAUUUGGCAGGACUUCAUGUUUGCCUGUGCGCUGUACCCUACGGAGAAGGAUUUUAUACAGACCGUGAGGGAGGAAGUCACGCAGCAGGUUCGAAGGUUGAAAUCUCACCCGUCUGUGGUCAUCUGGAGUGGGAACAACGAGAAUGAAGCUGCCAUAGCAGCUGACUGGUUCAGCAUCUCUGCUGCCGAGCGCCCACUGUACGUGAGAGAUUACGUCAGUCUGUACGUUGAGAACAUCAGAGACCUUGUGCUGCAGGACAGCACUCGUCCUUUUCUAGUGUCCAGCCCAACCAAUGGGGUCGAGUCUGAGAAGGAAGGCUGGGUGGCUCAUGACCCCUAUGACCCCCACUAUGGCGACACCCACUUCUAUAGCUAUUACAACGAUUGCUGGAACUGGACUGCUUUCCCUCGUACACGCUUCGCCUCUGAGUACGGCUUCCAGUCCUGGCCUUCAUUGUCCACGCUCAGUAAGGUUUCAGUGUCUUCAGACUGGGAUUUCAGCAGUAAUUUCUCGUCUCAUCGGCAACAUCACGAAGAUGGAAAUCAGCAGAUGCUAAAGCAAGCAGAACUACAUUACAUCCUCCCCAACAGCUCCGACCCAGUGCAGAGAUACAGAGACACUAUUUACAUCACUCAGGUGAUGCAGGCGCAGUGUGUGAAGAUUCAAACAGAGUUCUACCGCCGCAGCCGCAGUGACAUCAUCGAGGGCAAAGGUCAUACAAUGGGCACUCUUUACUGGCAGCUCAAUGACAUCUGGCAAGGGCCAUCUUGGUCCUCUGUAGAGUUUGGUGGUAAAUGGAAGAUGCUGCACUACUGGGCUGCAGAUUUUUACGCUCCCGUCCUCUCAGCGGGGGUCGAGGAUGAGGGAGACCUGCUGAUGUACGCCGUCUCUGACAGACACUCUGAGCGGCACAAGGUCAAAGCCAAGGUGAAGUUAUACAGCUGGAGCAGCUUUGAUGCUGUUUGUUCUUUAGAGUCUAAUGUGACUACAGUAAAAGAAGGAGGGAGCACGCUUGUGUUUCAGCAUCCCAUAUCUGCUCUCCUGGAGCAAUGUGGGAACUGCACUCGGCGCUCCUGCAUCGUCACCUUUCAUCUCAGUACUCCAGAAGGUCAAAUGAUCAGCCCUCUCAAUCACAUCUUCCUCAGCUCUCCACGACAUGCAGAAGGUUUGCAGAAACCCGACAUCACGUUUACUGUAAAGGAUGCUGGGAUUGUUCAGAGUUUUGUCGUGACUCUGCACUGCUCCUUUCCUGCCGUGUACGUUUGGCUGGAUGUUGAUGAUAUUCCCGGUCACUUUAAUGUCAAUGGCUUCCUGAUGCUGUCUAACAAAUCCACAGUUACUUUUGGAGCAUGGAGACCCACCACUGCCGAAGAAAUCACUGCAAAUCUCCAUAUCACGUCACUCAGAGACGUCUACUGAUUUUAUAAUGUCUAGUUGUCUGACCGACAGCUUCUUUAAAAUCUUCUAUACAAAUGAAAUUCAUAAAAGAUUGCGAGGCACUUUGUCUUCUGCUCAGGAUGGCCCUGUUAAUUACUACUUAUGGUUCUAUUUGUUAGAUUAGUUACCUGCAUUAAAAAAUACUUCUAAAGCAUUUAGUGAUCAUAGUAAAUGUUAAUUUCAACAUUAAAUACAUUAUUAAAAUCAAAAGCUGUAUAUAAAUAUUAUUUCAUGGACUUGAGCCAACAUGAACAAACAAUAAAUAGUUGUUUUUUAUUAACUAAUUUUAACAAAGAUUAAUAAAUACUAUAACAAAUGUAUUGAUCAUUGUUAAUUAAUGUUAGUUAAUGAAUUAACUAAUGAAACCUUACAAGAGAUAUUUUUUCAAACAAAGUGCAUAUGAAUACUUGAAUCAAUUUGAAAUAAAUGUGUUGCAAUAAUAUAAAA
Molecule: messenger RNA, 3296 nt
Organism: Ctenopharyngodon idella (grass carp)
Lineage: Eukaryota; Metazoa; Chordata; Actinopteri; Cypriniformes; Xenocyprididae
Gene: manba
Product: mannosidase, beta A, lysosomal
Exons: 17
Coding region: 153-2831 (892 amino acids)
Biological process (GO): glycoprotein catabolic process; carbohydrate metabolic process
Molecular function (GO): beta-mannosidase activity
Source: RefSeq, a predicted model, not a curated record